CCAUCUGCCUCGCUGAUGAUCUGUUGGCUGCCAUGUCAGUCUUUACUGAUUGCUAGCAGCAGCAGCAUCACUGUUGGCGUGAGUCCGUGUGUCCCUUCUCAAGUGAAAAUGAAGUACUUUCAAACAGUCGCUAUUGUGGCAUUGUGCCUCAAUGUGGCUUGGGCAGAAGUAGUGAACUUUAAGAAAUGUCCCGGUGAAGAGAAAUGUACAAUCCAUGAGGUUUCGAUCACGCCCUGCCCGGAAGCGGCGGAAGGAGUUGCCUGCACCGUGUACCGUGGAACGAACGUUAGCAUAUCAUUCGAUUUUACCCCCGAGUUUGCCGCAAACGAGCUGACUGCCGAUGUGUCCUGGACUCAGCCCAACUUUGAUCUGCCCUUCGUUGGCAUGGACACGGCAGCCUGCAAGUCUACCAAGUGUCCCACGGUGUCCGGCACUCGGCAAACGUACGCCUACGAUUUGCCCAUCAAGAAGUCUUACCCUCCGAAACACUACGACGUGAAGUGGAAGCUGACCGGCGAGAACAGCGAAUCCUGCUGCUUCAUCGUGCAGAUCAACAUCACCAAGAAGAGCAAGCGCACUUAGGUCGUACCAUUUUGGAAAGGCUACUAAAACAACGCUGGUGGGACGACCGUGUACAACUCCCCCCCAAAAAAAAAUACAUUCAAUUAUGUCCGAUCAAUGCUUUAUUAGCCAUUAAAGUGUCCACACACGCGCGCGCUUUGGCGAGAGUACAAUAGAUGCGAUGUAAUUACUUCCAAACCAUGUGUAAUAAACGAUGGAGUUCGCGCAACGGCGGUCAAUAAAAUGGGCCACACAUCAACCUAA
Anopheles merus is the source of this 825-nucleotide messenger RNA. Its product is annotated as MD-2-related lipid-recognition protein-like. NCBI's taxonomy places the organism in Eukaryota, Metazoa, Arthropoda, Insecta, Diptera, Culicidae. Gene Ontology annotation, molecular function: sterol binding. The coding region runs from base 16 to 582 and encodes 188 amino acids. Gene Ontology annotation, biological process: sterol transport. The transcript is spliced from 4 exons. The record is from RefSeq and is a predicted model, not a curated record.